This is a messenger RNA of Tachysurus fulvidraco (yellow catfish), 5297 nucleotides long. It is a transcript of the gene cbarpb, whose product is annotated as CACN subunit beta associated regulatory protein b. Gene Ontology annotation, molecular function: transmembrane transporter binding. The transcript is spliced from 10 exons. Bases 266 to 2899 code for a protein of 877 amino acids. Gene Ontology annotation, cellular component: secretory granule; plasma membrane. Lineage: Eukaryota; Metazoa; Chordata; Actinopteri; Siluriformes; Bagridae. The record is from RefSeq and is a predicted model, not a curated record. Gene Ontology annotation, biological process: negative regulation of calcium ion-dependent exocytosis; negative regulation of voltage-gated calcium channel activity.
ACACACACACACACACACACACACACACACACACACACACACACACACACACACACACACACACACACACACACACACACACACACACUGACUUCAGACAGCAUCUCAGCAUUGAAGGAAAAGGGACUGCACACACAUCGCUCUGCAUGUUGCCUUUUCUCUGCUAUAUGAGAGAAAGGAAGUGCUUGGAAGCUAGAUUAAGUGAACUCUGGUAUUAAGGUGGCUGCCUGUCUAUCUCAGGAGGACGCACCUGCUGACCUGGACCAUGAGCAAUGAGUCUGCCAUCUGGAAAAACCUAACAGAGAACCCCACAGAGCUCCCUCUGGAGCGUGGGGUAGAGGAUGGCUAUGUCCUCCACCUUGUUCUUUUGUCCAUCUUCCUCUCUGCGACGAUUGCUCUGCUGUCUGUCCUGUUGAUUGUUUGUCGCCGCUGUCAUGAGGGAGAGCGGAGCUUUGCUCGGUUCAUUCCCUGCUUCAAGCGUAGCGAUGAUCCAGAGAAGCCGAACACCUCCCAUAUUGAGGAAACGCAGUUGGUGCAUGAAAUCACGAUCCGUGUGGAUGAGUCAGAGUGUUUGUCGGCAGCCAGCUCCCACGAUAUGGAGACCGAGCGCUUCCUGUCCACGGGAAGCACAGGUCGGCGUGUGUCCUUCAACGAGGCAGCCCUCUUCGACCAUAGCAAGAAGGCACAGGAGAAAGGGCGAAGAUACACACUAACUGAGGGCGACUUCCAUCACCUAAAGAACGCCAGGCUCACACACCUCCAUCUCCCGCCGGCCGCCCUCAAGAUCGUCACCAUCCACGAGUGUGAGUCAUCGGAGAACAACGUUGCCAUGACAACACGGCCUGUCACUAAAUCCAGCCUCUCCAUCUUCCAGCCUCCAAUGCGCCCACUGCCACAGACAGCUCUUCGUAGCCUAAGUCCCAGUUCAGCUCUGCCAGGUGAUGCCCUCAACUCCACUGUGGAUACCAGCUUCUGUGAGAGCCCACCAUCUCCCAGCCCAGAGCCUCCAAGACCCAGCUUGAUGGAAAUGAGAGGUGCAAGCUUGAGAAAUGGGGGCAGUCCAAGCAGCGGGCGAGAACCAGCACUCUCUUUAGCCCUGGGUGACUCUGCCUCAAGCUGUGUCCCUCAGGGUCCCGUAAUGCAUUUCUUUACCAAGCUGCGGAGGCAUGCCAGUCUGGAAGGAGCCAGUCCUUACCUUAAGAUCAAGAGAUGGAAGUUCGACAGCAACCAGAGAGCCUCCAGCCUGGAGACCAGAGCAGGCUCCCCCAAACGGAGGCCUUUCCAGAGGCAGCGAGCAGCCAGUGAAAGCAUGGACCAGGAGGAGAACGGUGCCCACCAUAUCGACCUCAUCCAGUACAUCGCCCGCACCAAGGAUGUGACCUAUUGCUCACCACGUCUCCUUUCCCCCCCAUCCACACCCCCACCGUCCCUCGGCAGGUUAGAGGUCGAGGUGAUGGUGGAGCCAAGCUGCAGCAGAGCAAUGGGGCCUGGCAUGAUUGGCCUGAGUGCUGAGUCCCAAGAUGAUGCUGGUGUGGGCUGUCGUCGGGAGAGCACAGAUCACCAGAGCCUUUAUCGUGACAUCUGGACCUUGCGCGCCUCUCUGGAGCAGUACAUCUCAUCUGACCAGAGCAGUAACAAUGACAAAGAGUCAGUGCAUAGUGAUGCAGACAGCGUGUCUUCGCUUAGGCUUCGGACAGAGAAGAGUGGGCUUCCAUGUUACCUUUCCCAGGACAUUGGGGAUGGGAUGGAAGGAGAUGCAGAGAUACCUGGGAAUGAUGGUCUGGAGAAAAGAAGGAAGCAGGAUAGUGUGGACUCUGAGAAAGGGAGUGACGAAUCAAGUACCCGGAAGCUUCUGCAAAUGGACAGUGGCUAUGCAUCUAUAGAUGCCCCCUCUCGUGCCCCUGAUGAGAUACGGCUGUUCCGGAGCAGCAGUGAUAGCAAGGAGGACUCAGGAUCAGCUAUGGAACGCAGACAUUUCUUCACCAGCUCUGCACAUAGAGGAACAGUAUUUGACACCUUUGACACAGACAUAUUUGAUGAAGAACUUGAAGUAGAACCUGGUGGAGCUAGUGGAGGUAGUGAUACGGUGAUAGAAUUGGAAGAAGGUGCUUUGGUGUGGUCACCCUAUGGGCAGAUGUUUACACAGUCUGACUCUCAGUCUCAUGCCUUGUCUUUCCGGGACUAUAGCAUAGAUGAAAAAACGGAUGCACUCUUCCAUGAGUUUCUGCGCCAUGAUCCCCAGUUUGAUCAGCAGGAGUCACCAGUGCGCUCAAAGCACCGGUCUCGUGUGCAUCUACGCAAGCAGUGGCAGCGAUCCAAGCAGUAUAGUGAUCCUGGCCAGCGUUUCCAUUCCUCCUUUGAUCGUUAUCGCAGCCCCCUUCGUCGUGGGGAGACAGUUAACUACCCUCUAGAAAGUAGCUACCACAGCACACUUCCACGAAUUGUCAGCGGGCCAGAUGAAGAAAACAGUGACGGGACUGCCAACCUUGCAGAGAUGCCUAAGGUCAAUCAGAUCUUGGGAGCUGCUGAUAAGAGUCUUGCAUCUCCAAAAGAGGACCAUAUAAAGUACCCUUCCAAUACUGACACCAUUAGAGAGUUGAAAGAAAAGGCAGAGCUUGCACCCUCUGAACUCCCUCCGGUGACUGAUAGUACUCUGGGUCAACCAGAAGUUGCAGAAGAGUCCGGGCACUCAGUCCAGACUCUUGAGCCCACAGAAGGGUAUUCACCCCCACAAUUAGCCCAAACUGGGUAUGGUCCUCAGACAAUCACAGCAGAACUGAGUGAUAAACUGUCUGUAACCCUAGAAGCGCGUCUGUAUUCUGACUUACGCAGGACCAGGGAGCAACACGAGUGUUUGCUGACAGCCACACAUGCCUCACCCGACCACAGCCCAGUGUAGCACAUGGCUCCACUCAUCCCAACCAACUCAAUGUUGAUCUCAACCAGGCUUCAGUGAUCAAAUAUUCAGAGGAAAUUACCCUUAGACACUGAUCGGGGACCAGGUUUGGUUGCCGUUUUAGGGUUGGGAUCACAGCAGCAGACCUCAAAGUGUGGAUCCAUGGUCAGUUUUUAAGGGGAACUUCUUUGUAAAUCAUUUCUAAUGCUCAGUAAGUGGAGAUCGAGACCCUUACCUCACAUCUGACAUGACAUUUUGAAUGGUGUAUUUAUGGUUUAUUGCUUUAUUCUGGCUCCAUUUAGUUAUGUGUUGAGUUCAAAAGCCAAUAUAUUCUCUGCACUAGGUAAUCCACUGUGAAAUUGGGUGCUACUAGACUUGUGAUUAAUGUCCUUUAGCUUUUAUUUGCGAGAUUUCUGUGUCUCCUUACAUUUUUGGAAAAUACACACCUAAUUCAGAAGACAAAAAGCACUUAUCCAUGAUAAAAUCCUUUGUCUCUGAUAUAACAUGCUCUUGAUUUAUGUGUUAUAGGUUCAGUUCCUCAGCCCUAACUCUGUCUAGCCCACUCUAACUGCUCGGCUUUGAUCAUGUCUGACAAAAUGAGCUAUGUAUGUUGCACUAAAAUGAUUGGUGUAUGCACUUUUCAUAAUUUCAACCACAGUGUUCUUCAUUAAGUGUCCUUGUCAUAGUAUGGUGGGGUUCAUACUAGAACCACUGGUAUGGGAGAAAAACUGCCUUUGGUGCAAAUCAUGUAUUGUUAUGAGCUUUUGUUCUUAACCAUACUAUUUAUUAUUGCUUUAAUAGUUAAUGUUAAUGUAUAUGUUUUUCUAAGUGUCUGAAGAAAGAUAAUAGAUUUUGAGUAUUAGUUUUUAAACUUUAGGUUAGGUCAGGUGAGCUAAUUAUCACAUUUUAAUUGAAAAAAAAAAGAAAAAAAAAAGUUUGUGAUAAGCAGAGGGUUUAAAUGAGGUCUGUGCUCCAGUGUGUCUCUUGAGUCACUUGUGUUUUAUUAGAUUUGAUGAGGGAGGCAUGCUUCUUCCUGCAUGCUCUUCACAGACCAGCUACUAUGUGUUCAUUAACAUUUCAUUUUCAUGUGAAGACAAUGAGAGGGAAGCAUUCCCAAAGGCUAAACUCUCAUCCGGCCGUGAAAGAGAAAUUACAAAAGGGUAGUUUGUGGUAAAUCCUAUUGUCAAAUAACCCCAUGCAAGUGGAUCUUGCUAAAAAUGCUACAGUUCUAGUCAAUAUCAAUUAUCCAAUCAAGGGGAUUAAAGUCAGAAAUUUCAAUUAAAGGAUUCAUGUGAAGAGUGGAUGCGAUUAGCAGCAGUGGUAAAAGCCAUUUGUGGAUUCUGUGGCAGAGCAGACUUUCUCAGACUACAGAACCUAAAUGAUGUAUUAGAACCUUUAAGAGCAGGAUUCAGCUCUGCUUUUUCCUCCCUCCUUUUCAUAAUGCCACCUAAGAUUGAGAGGAGGGGGAAAAUACCAUUAGCCUUUAUUUUAGCUGAGAGACAAUGUUCAAAAUAGGCAACAAAUAUGUACAUAAAAAUGGCAUGGCAUGCUUAAUCUUGCUCAGGAUUGCUAAUAUGACAGAUAAAGCUUCAAUAAACUGUGCUUAAAAUAUCAUCUAUCAUGACUAUGAUGCCUUUGCCAUCAUCUGUAUCUCUCUACAUUAUAGUGUAUAACUCAUUACUAGAUUGCUUGCUGUUUGCUCUGUUCAAGAUGACAUCAGCAUCAUUUCAAUUAGACUUACCAAGUACAUUAGUACAAAGGGCAAUUCUGAAAUGUAAAAAAGCACAAUCAUUUCUGUUAUCAGGUUAUAGACUAGUCUUUACUUGGGUAUAGACUUUAAUGGCAGAUGCUUGGGUGAUAUUUUGUGUGCUAAUCAAGUAGCCUGUCUAAUGCAUCAAAGCAUUACUGUGCAUAGUUUUGCAUGAGAUGAAUCAGUUUUAGUAAAGAUAACCGUUUUCCUCAGAUCUGAAAUUCAGCACCAGAUUAGAUAAUACCUAAUGGAUGGUUAUUUCUUUGAAGCAUAAAAUAAACAGAAAUCAGAAUGAUAUUUGUUUAGAAAUAUUUUAUGGAGUCUAUUUAUUUUAGGAGUAUGCUUUGAUUAAUAUGGAAGAGAUUUUGCUAAGAGUAUGUCCACUGCAAAAAUAUUUUUACUUUGCAUAUAUAUUUCCAAUGGAGACCUUUUUUGCUUGCUGUAUUUCCAUGGAAAAAACAUAUUUCUGUAGAUUUGCUUGAUAUUUAAAUGGCUCAGUUUAAGGAGGAAAAUUUGUGAGGAAGAAUAAAUAAAUUUUUUUCAGAACAAUUUUGUUUACCUCUAUCUCUUAAGCCCUGAGGGACCAAUUGACAGAACUAUUUGUCUUGAGUUUAUGUUUUCCAACUAGUCAAUAAAGAAAAAUGCAUCAUG